CAUGUGAUUCUAAUUUCUGAAUUAAUUUGGUAAAAAAAAAAACAAAAAAUCGGCAGGUUUUCCAAUCCUUUAUUUGGUCCAAUUUUCUUCAAAAUCAAUACGAUAACGAAUUCUUACAUCGUUUGAUUUCAUGUCAAACCUCGAAGCAGAAGCUUAAAAUCAGCUGAGCUUGAUCCCUUAAUCAAAUCAAGUAUCGAUUGCAUCAAGGAGCGAUUGCGUGCCUGAUUUGGGCAAAUGUUGGGUUUUUUUUGAUUGUUUCAUGAGGAUCUGAGUGAUCUUAUUUGGAGAUUAUGCUUUGAUUACGUGGAUUUCAACGAGGAGUGAGACAGCUUAGUCCAGUACGAUGGCAUCAUCAGGUGUUGGGUUUAGGAAUACAUCAGUAGUUGUUCUUGUCUUGGAGUCCAGUGAAGUAUAUAUUAUUGUGAGCUUGUCCUCAAGAACUGAUACUCAAGUUAUUUAUGUUGAUCCUACGACUGGAGGACUUCGCUAUUAUGGAAAGCAUGGGGUUGACAUUUUCAAAACUGAGCGUGAAGCUGUAGAUUUUGUCACCAAUGGCUCAAAGUGGCUGUGUAGAAGUACAACAUAUGCCAAGGCCAUCUUAGGUUAUGCAGCUCUUGGGCAUUAUGGUUUGCUCCUUGUUGCUACGAAGCUGGCUGCCAGCAUUCCUGAAUUACCUGGAGGAGGUUGCGUUUAUACAGUGGUGGAAAGUCAGUGGAUUAAAAUUUCGUUGCAAAAUCCUCAAGCUCUAGGUAAAGGAGAAGCUAAGAACAUUCUUGAACUCACUGAGCUUGAUAUUGAUGGGAAGCAUUACUUUUGUGAGUCGAGGGAUAUGAGCCGACCUUUCCCUAGUCCAAUGCCUUUGAAUCAGCCUGAUGUCGAAUUUGUUUGGAAUGGAUGGCUUUCUUCCUCUUUCAAGAUCAUAGGGCUUCCUCAACAUUGUGUCAUUCUUUUACAGGGAUUUGCAGAAUGUCGAAGCUUUGGGAGCUUAGGCCAGCAUGAAGGUAUCAUUGCUCUCAUUGCUCGCCGUAGCAGGCUGCAUCCUGGCACUCGAUACUUGGCAAGGGGAAUAAAUUCUUGUUCUGGAACAGGAAAUGAAGUUGAAUGUGAACAGCUUGUGUGGGUACCCAAAAGAGCUGGCCAGAGUGUUCCUUUCAAUACUUACAUUUGGCGAAGGGGAUCUAUUCCUAUCUGGUGGGGUGCUGAACUAAAGAUCACAGCAGCAGAAGCCGAAAUUUAUGUUGCUGAACAUGAUCCUUAUAAGGGAAGUGCGGAAUACUACCAAAGAUUGAGCAAGCGAUAUGAUGCUAGAAACUUCAAUCUGGCCACCGGUGGAAGCCAGAAGAAAAAUCCUUUGGUCCCAAUUGUGUGCAUGAAUUUGCUAAGGAAUGCAGAGGGGAAGUCAGAAUCUAUAUUGGUUCAGCAUUUUGAGGAAUCUUUAAAUUUCAUUCGAUCCUCGGGGAAACUUCCUACCACUAGAAUUGUUUUAAUCAAUUAUGACUGGCAUGCUAGUGUUAAGUUGAAGGGUGAGCAACAAACAAUUGAAGGGCUUUGGAGACUCCUUAAAGGACCUACAAUAACAAUUGGCAUCACUGAAGGGGAUUACUUACCUUCACGUCAGCGUAUAGGCAAUUGCAGAGGCGAAGUAAUUUAUACCGAUGAAUUUGAGGGCGCAUUUUGCUUAAGAUCACGCCAAAAUGGAGUGUUACGGUUCAAUUGUGCAGAUUCUUUGGAUAGGACAAAUGCUGCUAGCUAUUUUGGGGCCCUGCAAGUAUUUGUGGAGCAAUGUAGAAGACUGGGUAUAUCUCUUGACAGUGAUUUAGCGUUUGGUUAUCAGUCGGUAGAUAACUACAGUGGAUAUAUUGCUCCUCUUCCACCUGGUUGGGAAAAGCGUUCUGAUGCAGUUACAGGGAAGACAUAUUUUAUUGAUCAUAAUACUAGGACUACGACAUGGAAUCAUCCAUGCCCAGAUAAACCUUGGAAGAGGUUUGAUAUGACAUUUGAAGAGUUUAAGAGGUCAACUAUUUUAUCACCUGUAGCUCAACUUGCUGAUUUAUUUUUAAUUGCUGGGGAUAUACAUGCUACUCUUUACACUGGUUCAAAAGCUAUGCAUAGCCAGAUACUUAACAUAUUUAAUGAGGAAGGUGGAAAGUUCAAGCAAUUAGCUGCCGCACAAAACAUGAAAAUCACUCUACAAAGAAGAUACAAAAACGCAAUUGUCGAUAGUUCUCGCCAGAAGCAGCUAGAGAUGUUUCUUGGGAUGCGGCUAUUCAAACAUCUUCCAUCAGUUGCACUUUCUCCCUUGCAUGUAUCUUCUCGACCACCUGCUUUCUUUCUCAAGCCCGUUCCAAGCAUCUUUCCAAACUCCAGUGAUGGUGUAGGUCUUCUGAGUGUAAAGAGGAAAGAUAUGGUCUGGGUUUGCCCCCAGGCUGCUGAUGUAGUUGAACUUUUCAUUUACCUAAGUGAGCCAUGCCAUGUUUGUCAGCUUUUGCUCACUGUCUCACAUGGUGCAGAUGAUAUGACUUAUCCUUCCACAGUUGAUGUGAGAACAGGUCGAGAUUUGGAUGAACUUAAACUUGUGUUGGAGGGUGCUUCAAUACCUCAAUGUGCAAAUGGGACAAAUAUUUUAAUUCCUUUGCAUGGUUCUGUUAGUUCGGAAGAUUUGGCUGUGACUGGAGCUGGUGCGCGCCUUACUGGGGCAGAUGCUUCUACCUUGUCAUUGCUGUAUGAUUUUGAGGAAUUGGAGGGAGAAUUGGACUUUCUUACUCGUGUUGUUGCUCUUACUUUCUAUCCUGGUGCUUCUGGGAGAACUCCAUUAACUCUCGGUGAGGUAGAGGUGCUUGGAGUAUCAAUUCCUUGGAAUGAGGUUUUCAUUAAUAAAGGCCACGGAGCGAGAUUGCGCAAGCAGGCAAAAAAUUACCAGAAGCAAACAAAUAUCUUGGUACCUGUUCCUCGAGCUGAUGACCUAUCCAGUGAAAAAAAGCAACCGAAGACUGUACCUAAUUCCUCUUCCAGUGAUUGGUUGGAUCUUUUAACUGGAGAUGUGACUCAUUUGAAUCCGUUCGCCAACCCUGUCAAUGAGCAGCAUGAUGAUCUGGCUCUUUCGCAGUCUUCGUCUACAGAUAUGAAACCAUCUGAUAAUGCCACCAAGCAGUAUAUUAAUUUCUUAAAGUCCCUCACUGGUCCACAGAUGAGAAAGAAGCUAAAUUUCAUGGAAGCUAUGAAGUUGGAGAUUGAGCGUCUCCGCUUAAAUUUUUCUGCUGCCGAGCGUGAUAGGGCUCUACUGGCAGUUGGUACUGAUCCUGCUUCUAUAAAUCCUAAUUUGCUACUUGAUGAUCUAUACAUGGUGAGAUUAUGCAAAGUUGCAAAUAGUCUUGCAAUGGUUGGACAAGCAGCUCUUGAAGACAAAAUUACAGCAUCCAUUGGCCUUGAUACAAUUGAUGAUAACAUCAUAGAUUUCUGGAAUGUUCCUUGUUUUGGGGAGAGCUGUUCUGGUGGUUCGUGUGAGGUACGUGCUGAAAAUGGGGAAAUGGUUAAAGUAUCUGGUGCAAAGUCAUCAAUGGAUUCCUCGAAGUUGUUAUUGUGUUCUCAUUGCGGCAGAAAAGUUUGUAAAAUUUGUUGUGCUGGAAGAGGAGCAGUUUUGCUUGCAAAUUACAGUACAAAGGGUUCUUUGAAUUCCAAUGGUGUACAAAGCCGUAGUGGCUCAAGUCAUGGUGGUCAAGUUGACAUCUAUUCUAAUAAUAACUAUGUAUCAUCAGAUGGGGCCAUCUGUAAACAAUGCUGCAAUGAUGUUGUCUUGAAUGCACUAGUACUGGACUAUGUUAGGACGUUGUUGAGCUCACGAAGAUUAACUCGUGUUGAUGUUGCUGCUUCUGCUGCUUUAGACCAAGUCCUUGGAUUCACCUUGAACAAUGGAGAUGCUGAGAGGAGUAAACCUUCGGGUACCUCUAGUAAAAUUAUGGCAAAGUUACUUGAUGGUGAGGAAUCUUUAGCCGAAUUCCCAUUUUCCGGCUUAUUGUAUGCGGUUGAGAUUGCAGCAGGAGCAGCUCCCCCUUUGUCAUUACUUGCUCCUCUGGAUCCAGAUUCACAGCAUUCCUAUUGGAGAGCUCCUUCAAAUUGCAAUUCUGUUGAAUUUCCCAUUGUUCUUGGCUCUCUGUCAGAUGUUAGCGGAGUAAUGCUACUCGUUAGUCCAUGCGGCUACUCAGAAGCAGAUGCUCCUACUGUGCAAAUAUGGGCCAGCAAUAAAAUAAGCAAAGAAGAAAGGUCAUGCGUGGGAAAAUGGGAAGUGCAAUCUUUCUUGCAAUCGUCACCUGAGUACUACGGACAAGAAAAGAUUGAUGCUGCUGGAUCUACUCCUCGGCACAUCAAGUUUUCCUUCAGAAAUCCGGUUAGGUGCCGCAUUAUAUGGAUAAUGCUACAUCUUCAACGCGUUGGCUCAACUUCUGUGAAUUUUGGACAUGAUUUCAAUCUUUUAUCACUGGAUGAAAAUCCUUUCUCUCAACCAACUAGGCGUGCAUCUUUUGGGAGCCUUGAUGAAAGGGAUCCAUGUCUUCAUGCCAAAAAAAUCAUUGUAUUUGGUACCCAGUUGAAAAAAGAUGUGGGGCUUUCAGAACCAGAAGGUGCUGAACAGUUGAAAUUGCAAAAUUGGCUGCAGAAGCCCCCUCAGCUUAAUAGAUUUAAGGUUCCAGUUGAGUUGGAAAGACUGAUUGAUAAUGAUCUUGUCUUAGAGCAAAAUUUAUCACCUGCUUCGCCGUUGUUAGCUGGUUUUCGUCUGGAUGCUUUUAGUGCUAUUAGACCUCGGGUCACUCAUUCACCAACUUCUGACGUGAAUGUCUGGGAUCCCUCAGCUAUACAACUCUUAGAAGAUAGGCAUAUCUCACCUGCUGUGCUAUAUAUUCAAGUUUCAAUACUGCAGGAAUAUCAAAACAUGGUAACUGUAGCGCAGUAUCGGCUGCCGGAGGCCAGAUCAGGAACUCCGUUGUAUUUUGAUUUUCCAAGACAACUGCAGACUAAUAGAAUCACAUUUAGACUUUUGGGCGAUAUUGCUGCAUUUAUCGAUGACCCAACAGAACAGGAUGAUGCGGAGUACAGAACUGUGCCCUUGGCUGCGGGUCUUUCUUUGGCAAACAAAGUUAAGUUAUACUACUAUGCUGAUCCAUAUGAACUUGGAAAAUGGGCUAGUCUUUCUGCUGUCUAAUAGCAGUUCAUCCAUACAACAAUCAACUUUUUCCCUCGUAGAGCGAUGGUGUCCAUAGGAUAUGAUUAUAACACUUGUGGCUUUGCAGCUAUUUUACCUUAUUCAUUUUGUAUUACUAUAACGUCUGUAUCAUUCUUGAUUUGAUUAAUUACAUAAGUUUGGCGAUCCUCGUGAUGUAUCGGGAGCUUAUGCAUUCGUUUCAUACGCAUAAUAAUUAGCCUACUUAACUCGAUUUUAACUUUAUCAGCUGAAAUCAGAGCUCAAUCUGUUUUGGAGUAUUGAGCCUGAUAUAUUAUUGAGCUUAGCUUGGCUAUUGUUCC
Amaranthus tricolor (Joseph's coat) is the source of this 5514-nucleotide messenger RNA. Its product is annotated as probable phosphoinositide phosphatase SAC9. Gene Ontology annotation, molecular function: protein binding; phosphatase activity. Lineage: Eukaryota; Viridiplantae; Streptophyta; Magnoliopsida; Caryophyllales; Amaranthaceae. The record is from RefSeq and is a predicted model, not a curated record. Bases 344 to 5194 code for a protein of 1616 amino acids. The transcript has 14 exons.